CCCAUCUUCCAUGUCUUCUCAUUAUGCACCAAACUAGCCUUCCUCCAGUCCCACAGGCGGGUGGGCUAGUCCCACUUCAGACCAGAGGGCAGCCGUCGAGGGAAGGACUUUUUUUUUCUUUUUUCUUUUUUUUGCUUCGCUCCACUCACUCUCCAUGUGCAUCUCCAACUUCUAUAUUUCUAUACACGCCUCCUAUUCCUCCUCCCUCUCUUUUUGUACGUGCGUAAUUAAUUGGAAGCGUUUGGAAACUUGUGAACUCCGAAGGAAUCUCACUUUAUUUCUGACACCUGUUGCUGAGAGCUCAGCGAACACAGACGCAUACAAACAGGAGGGCGCGCCGCUCUUUUUUUUUGGACUUUUAUUCCUUCUUGACAAAUUGAGCACUGACAGGUCAACGGAUCGCCGGUGAGGGGGGGGAGUCUGUGGAGGGGGUCAGCUGCUGCCUGAUACCUCCGUGCGUUCCCAUAAAUCCUCCAAUUCUGUCACCGAGACAAUGACUUUAGUGUGACAUCGAAGGAGUGAAAGGACAGAAGGAAGGAAGCGCGUUAAACGAGUCCAAAAAGUGACACUUGAAGGAAUCUGUCUCGUAAAGUGAGCGCUGUGCUGCAGGAGCAGCCUGAAGGGCUUUCUCUCUCCAUAAAAAAAAGAAAAGAAAGAAAAACUGUCUCUAGUUUCCCAGCCGGACGGAGGUUACCACUUUUAGGUGUUGAGCGACUCAGAUUGUGCAGAAAGUUUCUUGGGAGAGUUGAGCGACCGCUUUGUUGAAGCGCAGCAGACCAGAAGAAGCGAAGACGAGCGAAUGAAGAAGGAAUAGUGAAAACACUCAAAGUGAUCACAUACAAAGUUGGGUGCUGACUAUAGCAGAGUUUAGGACAGAGGUGUUUUUUUUCUCUUGUCCUUCUCCUCUUGCCUCAGUCUGUGCCAGCCCUGAACUCACAGCAGAGCACUUUUUCCAGCACUAACUGUGCGGCGGCGACGCGGCGGACAGUCAUGGACAACAGGGCUGUUCCGAGAAGAAGAACCGGUGCCGUACGACAUCUGCUGCUGGCGGCAGCCUUCUUCGCCUGCAGUUCCCAGCUUCUAGUGGUGGACGCAAACUCAUGGUGGUCUCUAGGUCUGACCCCAAUGCAGCGGCCUGAAAUGUACAUUAUCGGAGCUCAGCCUCUCUGCAGUCAGCUGUCUGGUCUUUCGCAGGGCCAGAGGAAGCUGUGCCAGUUGUAUCAGGAUCACAUGACUUACAUCGGCGACGGAGCAAAGACGGGCAUCAAGGAAUGCCAGUAUCAGUUCAGACAGAGGAGGUGGAACUGCAGCACUGUGGACAACACGUCUGUGUUUGGACGGGUCAUGCAGAUUGGCUCCAGGGAAACAGCGUUUACAUAUGCCAUCAGUGCAGCCGGCGUGGUCAACGCCAUCAGCCGGGCGUGCCGCGAGGGCGAGCUCUCCACCUGUGGUUGCAGCCGUGCCGCUCGGCCCCGCGACCUUCCACGCGACUGGCUGUGGGGCGGCUGUGGCGACAACGUGCAUUACGGCUACAGAUUUGCCCGGGAGUUCGUCGACGCCAGGGAGAGGGAGAAGAAUUACCCACGCGGGUCGCGUGAACACGCCCGAACCUUGAUGAACCUGCACAACAACGAAGCCGGGAGACAAGCAGUCUACAAGCUUGCUAACGUGGCCUGUAAGUGUCAUGGAGUCUCAGGUUCCUGCAGCCUGAAAACCUGCUGGCUCCAGCUGGCUGAUUUCAGACAAGUCGGAGAGUUCCUCAAAGAGAAAUACGACAGUGCUGCAGCCAUGCGGAUUGGACGCAAGGGAAAGCUGGAGCUCGUAGAAAAGCGCUUCAACACCCCAACCCCUGAGGACAUGGUGUACAUCGACCCCAGCCCGGACUACUGCCUCCGCAAUGAGACCACAGGCUCUCUGGGCACGCAGGGUCGCCUCUGCAACAAAACCUCGGAGGGCAUGGACGGCUGCGAGCUGAUGUGCUGCGGCCGAGGAUACGACCAGUUUAAGACCUACAAGCACGAGCGCUGCCACUGCAAGUUCCACUGGUGCUGCUACGUCAAGUGCAAACGUUGCACGUCACUCGUGGACCAGUUUGUGUGUAAAUAGCACGCUGGUGCAGGGUGGGCAGAUGGAGGUGGACGGCAGCAUCAGAGAGGGAGGAAGUGAUGUCGGAGGAUGAAGGUGAUAAUUCAGGGUUUUGUUCAGGAUGCGACAUACAAGCACAAUUUUCCUACAGAUAUUCUUUCUUUUUCACAUGAAGAAAAAAAAGCUACGCAACACUUGUGUUAGUGUGAAAAGUGAUGGUGGAUGCAUAGAGAAGUUAGACAAAAAGAUUGUGACUAACAUCCUGAUCACAACCCUGAAGGAAAAAGAAAUCUGGAAAAAGAAGAACAUCAAGGAAAAAUGGACUUAGAGGGGGCAGGUGAACCAACUGGAUCCUUUAAACAGGGACACAUGACUUGUGUGAGAUGAGGAAACUAAAUAAAUAUAAUUAAAUGAUAAAUAAACAUACAACUCUGAUUCUUAUUUAAAGACAAUUGAACUCAUUGCAGUCCUUUGGAGCAAUUUGACUCCUCUGUUGAGAUAGCAUGCAUGCAGAAGCUGUGCUAACAUUCCUAAAUGAAAAAAUGAUGGACUUAAAGUGUAUGAAUAGGAAUAGGAAAGAGAAGAAUCAGGGUGAUAAUGGAAAAUGUAAACAAAUCGAUGGUUAUUUCACAACAAUCCUGAGGAGAUGGCUGCCAGGAACAUCAGCUGGAAUUGUCUGUUUAAAACUACAAUAACUCAAAUAAUAAGAAAAAUGGGAUACAACACACACUCCUGCACCUGUGACCUGACAAGUGUACCUGUGUGUGGGUUAAUGAGGCCUGCUGGUUGCUGCUUUACACCGCGGCUGUUUAGACUAGCAGCUCGCGCUCGCAGUGCUGCUCCGCAACCUUCAGCUGACAGCGAGGUGAACAAAACCUCCAUUAGCGAGAUUAAUGUGCUGUAUCUGCCUUAAUGAAGUCGCAAGAAGAGACACGAUCAGUGUGAGUGGACCUCUCCAUCUCUCACUGUUACUCAACUUGUUAAGUCAGGAAAGAGCCCUGUUGUGUCGACUUGGCAGUUUUUCCACCACUUUAACAUGUUGAUAUUCUGCCGUGACGGGAUUUCUAAUUCGCGUUGGCUGUAGAGCAAAUUGUUAGAUGUUAUUCCUGACAAACAUGAAGAGGACAAAGUGUUCGGAAGAGGACUGAUCAUUCUGUGGAGACAUGAACGCGUGAAGAAACAGAAAAGGACUGCAAUAUAUUAUGUGCUCCUUUAGAUAUAAAAAGAAAGUAUAUUUUAUUACUGAGUUUAAUUCUCUGUUUUCUAUGUUUUAUACAUGCAUACUAUUGUGUAUUCUUUUGAUAAACUAGUCUUUGAAAAUGA
Molecule: messenger RNA, 3408 nt
Organism: Melanotaenia boesemani (Boeseman's rainbowfish)
Lineage: Eukaryota; Metazoa; Chordata; Actinopteri; Atheriniformes; Melanotaeniidae
Gene: wnt5b
Product: wingless-type MMTV integration site family, member 5b
Exons: 9
Coding region: 991-2106 (371 amino acids)
Biological process (GO): multicellular organism development; cell fate commitment; canonical Wnt signaling pathway
Cellular component (GO): extracellular region
Molecular function (GO): frizzled binding; cytokine activity
Source: RefSeq, a predicted model, not a curated record